Molecule: messenger RNA, 1039 nt
Organism: Cydia pomonella (codling moth)
Lineage: Eukaryota; Metazoa; Arthropoda; Insecta; Lepidoptera; Tortricidae
Product: cuticle protein 21-like
Exons: 2
Coding region: 141-911 (256 amino acids)
Cellular component (GO): extracellular matrix
Source: RefSeq, a predicted model, not a curated record
ACGGAUGUCACCACGCACGGCUCUCGCACAUGAGGUCCAUACUCUUGUUACCACGCCCUCGUAUUUGCUUCUUCGUAUAUAAGCUCGUCUCGUUCCUAUGAGAAUCAUUCUUCGGUUGGAAGUACUCUAGUCCGUACGCAAUGGCUGCUAAGUUCGUCGUAGUGCUCGCGCUGGCGGUGGCCGCCCAGGCGUCAGUGGUGCCCGUGGGAGUCGCGCGCGCAGACGACUACACCAGCUUCGCGUACGAUGUGGCCGACCCCAACACCGGCGACUACAAGAGCCAGGUGGAGACCCGCGUCGGCGGUGUCGUGCAGGGCCAGUACUCGCUUCUGGACGCUGAUGGCACCAAGCGUACCGUCGAUUAUGCCGCUGAUGAUGUCAAUGGAUUCAACGCUGUCGUGCGCAAGGACCCUGUUGCUGUCGCUGCGCCCGUUGUGAGCGCGCCGGUAGUCGAAGCCGCUCCCGCUGUGGUUGCCGCGCGCACCGUCGCCGCCCCUGCCGUGUAUUCCGCUGCUCCCGUGGUUGCCGCGCGCACUUUCGCUGCUCCUGCCGUGUACUCCGCCGCUCCCGUGGUUGCCGCGCGUACUGUCGCUGCUCCUGCCGUUUACUCCGCUGCUCCCGUGGUCGCCGCGCGUACCGUUGCCGCUCCCGCUUUAUACUCCGCCCCUGUAGUUGCCGCACGUACCGUUGCUGCUCCCGCCGUCUACUCGACCGGUGUGGUUGCUUCAGCGCCCGCUGUAUAUGCCGCUAGCGCCCCCGUGGUAGCCACCCGCACCGUUGGCGUCGCCGCCCCGGCCGUUUACUCCGCCCCUGUCGUCGCCCGCACCUACGCCGCACCCUCCGUAUAUAGCUCUUACUACGGCACCCCCUACACCUACGGCGCGUACGCUGCUCCGGUAGCUCAAUGGUAACUUUAACGAAGCCUUGUGUCAAGGUUCCUUAGCGAUAAACCACGACGUGUUCUUCAUAAUGUAAAUAACUUAUACGACUUUGUACAUAUGCAGUACGUAUGCGAAAUACAAACUUUUUAUACUUAAAA